Molecule: messenger RNA, 3344 nt
Organism: Carassius gibelio (silver crucian carp)
Lineage: Eukaryota; Metazoa; Chordata; Actinopteri; Cypriniformes; Cyprinidae
Exons: 5
Coding region: 1521-2075 (184 amino acids)
Cellular component (GO): nucleoplasm
Source: RefSeq, a predicted model, not a curated record
GAGAGAGAGAGAGAGAGAGAGAGAGAGAGAGAAGUCUCUUUUAAUAUGCUUAAUUUGCUAAACAUACAUUUGCUAAUCUGUAUUUGUAAUGUUUUACAUCGCAAUAUACUUUGAAUUCUGGAUUUUACCUUUGUCUCUUACUUUACAAUUUAUUUUAUAAGUAAGAUAAUUGUUUAUUCAGUUAAAUUAUAAAGAUUAUAAUGGAAAUAUAUUAUACAAAGAUACACCGAAUAGACGUUGCCAUAUGCAUUCAUAUAAAUUUUAAUCAAAAUCUUGAUUUUGGAAACACAUUCAUUAACUUGUUAGUCUUACAGUAUCCAGUGCAUGCAUAUACAGUAACUUGAAUUGCUCUACUUACCAUAUAUAGCCAUCGUUGCACUUGUGAUUGGUAAGUUUCAUUUUCUUUCUGCAAACGCCGCAGACCGGUGCACUAUGAAGAAGUCUCUUCUUGAUUAACCAUUUUAUUAACAUUUUUCGAUGAGAUCCUCUUCUACAUCGAUGGAGAAUAUGAUGUAUUUGCUCGGAUAAAUUCAUUUCAAACGUAUCACUUAAUUACCUUUCGUGCCCUUGUUCUGUCUUCUGUAAUUAUUAUUAUUAUUUUUUUAUAACAAAGUUGAAACACGGGAGCGAAACACCCAAUCAGAGGUCUGCAUUUGCCCCGCCCGGUAGCCAUAGACAGAGCAGAGACGCGUCACGCGCAUGUGCAGUAGCCGGAUCUGGCGGGCUUUUUCCCCCUUCAUUUUGAAUUUCAACAGGUGACGUCAGGUUGAAGGUAUGUACUGUAAUAUGAAAAGUCAAUAAAUUGAGCCUGACAGGGGUGGACGAUAUAGCGGUAGAUAAGAUUAAACGGGUAAAAAUGUGUGAACCAGUAACGAUAGAGAUUUUGUACUAUUUUCUCCAUCGCAGUUAACGAGCUCACGUUUGUGCAGGUGGUAUCAAAAACGUAACUUUUUUUUUUUUUUUUUUACCAGUUUUUAAGCAUUGUAGUUUGAAAACAACUGACAUAUAUGUGCGCGCUAUCUCGAUUUUUUUGUAUUUAAGGCCGCAUAUCCACUGCCCCUUGAGCUCCUGAGCAAUUUUGCAGCUUUAUUGGCAUUAAAUACACACUUAACUUUACAUGCGUCAUAAUGCCCGUCUUUGAAAGUAUCUUCAUAAACACAAUAUUUUAGUUCUUAAGUGAACGUGAACAAUUGCUUAGAAAAAAAAAUGCAUGUGUUAACAGUAUAUUGGUUCCGGUCUUAAAGGGGAAGUUACCUAGUAUUGCUCCUCUCUGUCGUUCAUGUAGAUCAAACAGCAGUAAGAGAAAAUCUUUCAUUGCUCUUGACUACAUCACUUUGUUAUCAAGCAUAUAUAUAUCCAUAUAAAAAAAUAAAAUAAAAAAUAACUUGUUAUUGUGAUACAAAUACUCAUAUUGUGAUAUAAUAAUAAAUCACCCACCCCUAAAGCAUAUUGCGUUGAAUCAACCAUACAAUGACAGACACAAGCAAGAACAUUUAGAAAGCCUAUCUUUAUUCUCUAUCAUGAUUGAUUCCAGAGACAGCAUUUUGAUUCUCCACAUUCCAAUGUUCCGAAGGCGGAAGACAAGAAAAACCCGUGCUCUACCGGUUUUAGAUAAAAACGAACGAUAUGGAUCAUCCUGUGAUGAGGAGAAUGAGGUCCCCGAGCAGUCUGUGGAUCGUGAAAGUAACCCAGAUGCCUCAUACCCAGACACUGCACCUGCUGCAAGCUGUGAAAGUGAAAAAGGAGUCCAGGCAUCUGUUGAUGAAUCACCAGUGGAUAACCUUUUGAAACGGAUAGAAGCACUAGAGCAAGAACGUGACUUUCUUAGGCACACUCUUGCAUCCGUCUGUGGCAAAGAAAAGAAAAAGAAGAAGAAGAAGGACACUAGUAGUGAGAGUGAUGAGUUAAACUCUUCGUCCUCUUCAUCAUCUUCCUCCCUCCCUUCAUCUUCAUCGGAAGAUGAAAGAUGCAGCAAAAAAAAAUCCAAAAAGAAGAGAACCCAAAAGAACAGGUCAAGAUCUGCAUUCUCUAGUUCUGCAGUGAGAGGUAAAUUCAAAAGACACUUAUUAAUUUGAAUUUAUUCUUGAUGAAGAUGAUUUCACCUGAUGUUUUCAUAGGCAGAGCGUGUGUAGGAAGGCUGGGGAAGGCUUAUUCGUUCCACCACAGCAAAAAUGCUGGCAGCAACAACACUGUAGCCAGUAUAAAAGUUAUGCCUUCUUUCUUCGUGUAUACAUUUGGGCGGCGUUAUGAAACUCUUUCUUAUGAAACUCAUUUUAGGAGGCGUGGCUGAGCGUUAGCGUUUAUAAAGAAUAUAAAGAAUCUCUUUGGGUUUUAGACUUUGAGCUUUGUAACUCAGCAGGUCUUAUACAUGCAGAAACAGUUACAUAACACACUGAAGAAAAAUGAAAAUCAUUUGACCCCUUUAAGUUAGAAUACCCUCACCAUAAAUAUAGAAGUUAUCCAAAGGUAAAAGAGGAAAAAACACACUCUAAAGAUAUCUUUCCAUGAAUUUAUUAGUACCAUGUCUUACACAGAUGCAUUUCGGCCUAAGCCAUCAUCAGUGUGUCACAAAUUUAUGAAACGAUAUCUUGAGAGUGUGGUUUUUCCUCUUUUACCUUUGGAUAACUUUUUUAGUACUCGCACCCAUUAAACGACUUGGGAGUUGAGCGUGCCUUCUCCACUAUAAUUCAAGGCUAAAUAAAAUAUUAAUUGUACAGUCAGCUUAAUUGAUUAACAUUAAGUGGUUCUCAAUCCCUGCCAUCGUGCUCUGCACAUAAUGGAUGUUUCUUAUUUAACACAUCUUAUUCAGAUCAUCAGCAGGUUAGAAGAGAGCCACUUGCAUGAAUUGUGCUGCGUAAUCCCUAGUGUUCACUUUUCCCUACUCUCCGAGCAUGGGAAAUCCAUUAAAAUUUAUUUCAUUUCAGAAAACUUUCCUUCAUGGUAUUCAGUGUCUUCACACAUACAAAAAUUACUAGAGAAGUGUGAAGUGUAACAUACAAUACCUUCAUACAAAAAAAAAAAGUAAAUUCACGUCUCGCGUACUUUAAUGCAUUUUAAAUGGAACAAUGGUAAAAUUUUCUUCACAAGGCAAAAAGGUUAAAAGGUUCUUUUUUGGUUAAAAAGAACAAACAACUGAAGUGAUAAGAGAUUCAUAUAAAAUGUGUGGGGUGGGGGGUUUGCGCCAUCCCAAAUCAUGCAUAUGCUUGCUUCAAAUUAUAAUGAUUUGUGAAAAUAACCACUUUAAUAACGAGUGUUUAUGUAGGAUGUGUAGGUUGUUUAUAGGAGACACAGAACCAUUUUAUGACAUACUAUUUAAAUGUGUUUUUAAGGAGGAAUCACAUCUA